GCUCAAAUCAAUUGCUUUACCAAUUUCAAACCUUGGAAUUAUGUGCAAAUAUUUUAAUUCUAAUCAUGCAAUGCAAGAUUGCAACUCAUAAAAUCAAGUUGUCAUGAUUGGUUGCUUCAUGCCCAAAGCUGCCUGUCAGUUGAAUGGAGAAGCCUGAAAAUGGAUUAGCUUCUUCAUUCAAAUUUAAUGACCGACCAACUAGUGAUGUUGUUGUUAGGCUGCGGACUCCUGAAGCUCGUGAUGAGUGGUUAUAUUGCCACUCCUCCAUCCUUGUCAAGAAAAGCAAGUAUUUUGCUGAUCGUCUCUCUGACACUUGGCCAACAUGUCAGAUCCUUGAUGCGCGCAGCUGUGUUGAGGUUCAUUGCCAAGAAUCUGACUUUGACUACAAUAUCACUCUCCUACGUCUCCUCUAUGUUCCUGACAGCUUGAUUUCUGAAAGUUGGCAUGGAGUUCGAAACACCCUUGGCAUCCUUCGAGUGGCUGUUGAACUUGGAUGCCCUCAAAUUAUUACUUCUUCGGUAGAGUAUUUGGAAGCUGUCCCUUGGGAAGAGGCUGAGGAGGAGGAAAUUCUACAUACCAUACCAGUCAUUGGACCCACAGCUAACUCGAUUUUAGCCCGCCUCCAACCAGUAGAUCAGGGAGCCAUUUUGAGGAUAUUUAUGUCAGCCAUUCGAUUUGCCACUUCAUCACCACCUUCAUCAUUGAAGGAUCUCAAAACUUCGGCCCAAGAGCAACUAGAGUACAUGCUUGCUGAGGAUGAUGAUGCUCCACUUCUCACUUCAUGUGAUGAGCUGAAGUUAGAGGUGAGAGACUGUAUUAAAAGACUCUUAUUGAGAUUUAGUGUUCUUCUAGAAUCUUUAUUGAACGAGCUUGAAGCAACAGUUGUUGCGGCUGAAAAGUUUGAGCUGCUACAAUCAUAUUUAUCGGAUCUAUCAUGGGCAUGUCAGAUAUCUGCUAAACUUGAAAUAAUGAGAGAUUUAGUGAUUUUUUGGCUAGAGGUUUCUGAUAUGAUUGUCAAGCUUGUUGUGAAAGCAAGUUUAGAAGUAGAAACGCUUGAGACAAAGAUGAAGGUGAUCGAGGUAGCAACAAAAGUAUUAGAAGCAGUCGGGUAUGGAAAUGUUAUUUUGCCAACUGCAAAGAGGCUUCACAUGGUAAAGUUAUGGCUCCCCUUUGCAAGAGUUACAAAGCCUUUGAUCGAUACUGCUCCAUCUGAUACCGAGGAGGAUAAUUUGAAGCUGAAAAUAGAUUGUGAGGUGUGGCAGACCUUGGAGUCUGCAUUUGUUUCAGUCAUACUUGCGUUGCCAUCACGGGAUCAGGCGGAGAUUUUAACAGAAUGGUUGGAUAAUCAACAUAUUCAGUAUCCCGACUUAACUGAGGCAUUUGAGGUAUGGUGCUAUAGGUCUAAGGUUGCCAAAAAGAGAUUGGCACCGUUUGCUGCAUCAUUAUCGUAGAAAUUGCAAUGUGUUUCAUCAAUACUAUGCUUGUCCAAAAUUAGCAUGUUAUGACUAGUAUGAUGGGUUGCUCCGACUAGUAGCUAAAUUAAGGUAGAAUUGGAUACUUCUGCCUGCAGAAGCUUGGGUUUAGUAACAGUCAGUGUAUGUCAUGAAAGAUAGUGACAGUGAUACUACUACUCCGACUGAUAGGAUGUUAGCACUGGCAUUAGCUGUAGGAAGAAGAGUCGAGGGGGUUCACUGGGAACAUUGAGGGAUAGGAAGGCCGGAGGAGGUGGUAAGAGUUAUUAAAUGUGUAAUUUGGAUCAACUGUAUUGCUCUAGUAAGUUAUUGAUGAAUAAACUUGUGAGUUGAACCA
Messenger RNA from Chenopodium quinoa (quinoa), 1809 nucleotides. Its product is annotated as BTB/POZ domain-containing protein At3g05675-like. The coding region runs from base 144 to 1451 and encodes 435 amino acids. Gene Ontology annotation, molecular function: protein binding. NCBI's taxonomy places the organism in Eukaryota, Viridiplantae, Streptophyta, Magnoliopsida, Caryophyllales, Amaranthaceae. The transcript is spliced from 3 exons. The record is from RefSeq and is a predicted model, not a curated record.